AUGGUUCCUUUUUUUCCUUUCCUUUUCCCAUCUGCAGUUGAGUACGACAAGGAGUUCACACCUCACCAGAGGCACCACAAGGAAUUCAAAUUUAAUUUGUCUCAGAUUCCUGAGGGCGAGGCCGUCACAGCCGCUGAGUUUCGGAUCUACAAGGACUGCGUUGUGGGAAGCUUUAAAAACCAAACCUUCCUUAUCAGCAUCUACCAAGUGCUUCAGGAACAUCAGAACAGGGCCUCUGACCUGUUUCUGCUGGACACGCGGGCAGUGUGGGCAUCGGAGGAGGGCUGGCUGGAGUUUGAUGUCACUGCCACCAGUAACAUGUGGGUGAUGAACCCUCAGCACAACAUGGGACUGCAGCUGAGCGUGGUGACCCGGGAUGGUUUCAGUGUAAAUCCUAGAGAAGCUGGCCUUGUAGGGCGAGAUGGCCCUUACGACAAACAGCCUUUCAUGGUGGCCUUCUUCAAAGUGAGCGAAGUUCACCUCCGGACCACUAGGUCAGCGACAAGCAGGCGCAGGCAGCAGAGUCGGAACCGCUCCACCCAGACUCAGGACGUUUCCAGGGUGUCAAGUGUCACAGAUUACAACAGCAGUGACUUAAAAACAGCUUGCAGAAAGCAUGAGCUUUACGUUAGCUUCCAAGACUUGGGAUGGCAGGACUGGAUAAUCGCUCCAAAGGGCUAUGCAGCCAACUACUGUGAUGGGGAGUGCUCAUUCCCACUCAAUGCCCACAUGAACGCAACCAAUCAUGCCAUUGUCCAAACUCUGGUUCAUCUUAUGAAUCCUGAUUACGUUCCCAAACCAUGCUGUGCACCUACCAAACUAAAUGCCAUAUCUGUUCUUUACUUUGAUGAUAAUUCUAAUGUAAUCUUGAAGAAAUACAGGAAUAUGGUAGUAAGAGCUUGUGGAUGUCACUGACAAACAGUCUUCACAUGGACUCUGUGAUGCUACCACGAACUUUGAUACAACCUUCCCUGCUUUCAGGAGCUGGGAGAAAAAAAGCAUGUGAUGUACCACGUUUCAGAACACCAUGUAUGUGCCUUGUGGGAGGACGGGGUGUGGGGACCACCCCUUGGGGUGUGAACUGCUGGACUUCUUACAGACUGACCCUACGCCGCGGUCAGCAGCAGCAGCAAUUUGCCCACACGCUUUAUUUGGCUGGGAUGGUCUUAAAUCUCACAGAGCAGCUUGGCCUUUAGCAGUUGCUUGGACAUCUGCUGCAGUUUUACCAGGUGGGCUAACAACACUCAAAAAAAAAAGUGAGGUCUUUUUCUUGGGGGUGGGGAGGGAAGACGAGGGGGAGAGGCAGAGAAGCUAAAGAAAGUGGUGUUGGCACUUUGGUCAUAGAGCAUACGUCUCGUGCAAGAUCGUUUUGUCCAGAAGGACCAGCUACUACGCCUAGGCUGAUGGUCUCCUCCUGACAGCUGUCACGACAGUAAAGCAUCUAAAAUUGUGCCAAAGUAAAUGUUUCAGUUCUCUUAUGCUCCAAGCACUGUUUAACUCUGAUCCUGCAAGCGUAAGAUGGCUUGGUUGCACCAUGUGUUAGAAACACUACCAUGAACUCAGACCCUGGCUGGUCUUGCCAGUUCCCUCUCUGACUGAGCAGUACAACUUUAUACACUCAUUCUUAUGCAACUUCCUUCCCCUCCCCAAACGAGGUGGCCUCAUCUACUACCAGUUGCCCAGGAAGGAAGUCAGGACACUUCUAAAGCUGUAAUUCAGAUGUAAAAGUUUAGGGGCCAUUCAUUCUCUAGCUGGACAGUUUGUUUACAGGAAGACAGAAUGUCAACAACAUUUGCAACCUUUUCCAUUCAACUCACAUGACUAACAAAUCGGUUUAAAGGAUACACAGUGUAACCAUGGUUUGUCUAGCAGAAGCUAAUAGCAAAUUGUUUUGAUCAAUAUUAAACUUGUAUUAAAUGCACUUACCUCUACUUGCAUUUAAAAGGCUUCUUGUAAAUACAAGCUAUAAUUUAUUGCACUUGUCACUGUAUAUUCAUUGUGCUGUAUCAUUUAUAGCAAGACUGCUUUUUUAAAAAGUUUUUAUUUAGAAAAAAUCUCAGUGUAAACAAUUGUACCACUUUGAUUUUAUACAAGAAACUCAUGAGAUUGUGCUUCACUAGAAAGUUGUUAAAAAUGUAAUAAAGGCUUCCUGUAAGACAGAAGUAUACACA
This is a messenger RNA of Empidonax traillii (willow flycatcher), 2171 nucleotides long. Its product is annotated as bone morphogenetic protein 6. Gene Ontology annotation, biological process: SMAD protein signal transduction. The coding region runs from base 1 to 915 and encodes 304 amino acids. The transcript is spliced from 6 exons. The record is from RefSeq and is a predicted model, not a curated record. Gene Ontology annotation, molecular function: growth factor activity; cytokine activity. Lineage: Eukaryota; Metazoa; Chordata; Aves; Passeriformes; Tyrannidae. Gene Ontology annotation, cellular component: extracellular region.